GUGGCACCUGAAUGCACCUUCGUAUCGAUGAAUAUGCCCUCGAUACAACGACAGACAGCAGUUUGCACCAAUCAGCGACCGUCUGUCCCGCCCAACGGAAAGUGCUGCUUUUUGACCAAUGGAGCUCUUCGCAUUGAACCACGUGCCGGUUUCGCGGCAAAAAAGAUUUCGCGCGAAAACUGUCCCAGUCUUGUUUAGAUGUAGAUCAGCUGGGGACAAUAACAACAAUAACAGCCGUUAACGGGGUCGCAACUGCGCUUUUAUAAAUGGACCGCGCCCGUCGCGAGGAACCGACGGACCGGCCGCUGCUUCUUUAGAGGAUGAGUUUAUAUUUCGCCGGUUUAUUUGUUACAUUUCCAGUUUUGUCAAGACUGCUUCCUGCGUGCCGCAACUAAACAAGGGGGUUGAAGAACUGCAGCUAAUAAUUCAGCUAGCAUGCUAAUCCGCCUUUUAUGUCCAUAUGCUAUGAUAUCGGGUAAUAUUCCGCCGAGCUCACUGUCGCAUCAUCACGUGGACUCUUAAGAAACGCGUUUGGACUUAUUGAUGAUGUAUUUUGCAUCGUGGACGUUUGAGUCCGGUAGCUCCUGGAAUGCUGCUAAAAAGUUGUAAUAGCCAUUUACCAGACCCCCGCCUGACGUGUGGUGAUAAAUAACAAUGCUUUAAUGACUUUGUUCUUAAUGAACAGCUAGUUUGUCGGCCGCGCGUGUUUGUUUGUUAACUUGUGUCGGUCGCGGGACACGAGCUAGCCGCGCUAGCAGGCUCGGCGCGGCCAGGCCUCGCGGAUCUACUGUAUCGUCACUGACAGGACAGAUGAAAACAAAAGAUUAGCCUGCUAGCUCGCUAACUGCCCCCCGCCCCCCCCACACUCUCCCCCCACUCCUCCCCCCCGGGGCGUUUAUAGCAGCCACGGCUCUUUCUCUGCUAACAUGUCAGCUGCUGGUCCCCGGAGGUCGUAGCCGGAAUGUUUAGAUGUUCAACAACAAUCGUUUAUUUGCCAAAUUUGCCGUCUGGCAGAACCUCCCGUGUGGCCUUUUCCCCACCAGCCCCAUAUUGGUUUUUCAGCAGUUAGCUUACCCGAGGUUAUUACUUAUGUUUAACUAAACGUAGUAAUAAGUAGCUUGAAACAAAAAGGAAUAAGACGCAAAAUAAGGCAAGGAGAACUUUAAUAGAAAGAAAUGUUCGGCCUGCCUGUAAUCGCCUUGGAACAAACUUUCAAAAGGUUCCAUCGCUGCUCGUUAAAUCCCCGGACCACAGCCAAUCCAAGUGGGUGUUGAAAGACAAAACUGCAGCCUCCUCGCUCGCCCCUGAAGCCCAGUGGAGCGGUGACCCCCGGUGACCCUGCACCAUGUCAGAGACUCUGAUAACGGGCCAGACAUCGGAGGAUCUGUUGGUCGACUUUGAGACUUUGCUGAACUCCGGCAGCAUCGACCUGAGCCAGAACCACCAGAUAGUGAUCAUCACCAGCCCCGGCAGUGAGGGGCUCCACCCGGCCUCCGUCCCCACCAGCACGGGGGAGAUCCUGCUGUUUGCCACGCCGCAGGGCUCCGUCGACGUGGGGGUCCAGGACAAGAGACGGCCGGCUCUGGGGAGACCUCCGGUAAAGAGGAAGUUGGACCUGGACAGCGACCAUCAGUACGUCAGCACAACUCGACCGUCCAUAGGCCAAGCACCACCCUCCACCCCUGCUCCUCCCAGAGUUCCCCGAACUGCGACGGAAAAGUCCCGCUACGACACCUCCUUGAACCUGACCACCAAGCGCUUUCUCAACCUGCUUUCCCAGUCGGCCGACGGCGUGGUGGAUCUCAACUGGGCCUCGCAGGUCUUGGAUGUCCAGAAGAGACGCAUCUACGACAUAACCAACGUCCUGGAGGGAAUUCAGCUCAUCUCCAAGAAGUCCAAGAACAACAUCCAGUGGCUGGGGAAUCGAGUUGAUGCAGCGUUGGUUUCCCGCCAAAAGGACUUGCACGGAGAGGUGUGUGACCUCAAGGACGCCGAAGAGCAGCUGGACCAGCUCAUUUCCAAAUGCAACCUGCAGCUCCGACUGCUCACAGAGGACACGCAGAACAAGAAAUUGGGAUACGUGCGCUGCCAGGACUUAAAGAAGUCCUUUGAUUCCCCGGACCAGCUGGUCAUGGUGAUCAGGGCGCCACCGGAGACCCAGAUGCAGGUUUCAGAGCCCAGCAAGAGUUACCAGGUGUCGCUGAAGAGCACCCGGGGUCCCAUCGACGUCUUCCUCUGCCCAGAGGAAAGCUCCGGCGUCUGCAGCCCAGUGACCGGCGGUAGUCCCUCCAAACCCGACCCAUUGCUGGUCCCGCCUCCUGCGCGACCCACGGACCAAUCGCAAGCCAGAAACUCUACAGCAGCGCAAGACGAGACUUUGUUGUCACCGGCGUCACCGGCGUCCACGUCGUCCACGGCGACGGCGGCCUCGCAGCACGACCCCUCGUCACUGGUGUUAGGCGGCGACGCAGAAUCGCUGCUGGGAGGCGACCCCUUCUCCGGCCUCGGCGAAAUGCCCGAUUUCAACCUCUCGCCCAUCUCCUCCUCGGACUUCCUGAACGCCGACGGAAUUCCUCUCCCACUGGACGGUUUCAUCAACCUGUCCCCCCCCCACAGUCACGACUACCACUUUGGACUAGAGGACCACGAAGGCAUCAGUGAACUGUUCAACUGCGACUUUGACGACCUGUCGCAAGUACUGGGCGACGCUUAGAUGGAGGGGGGCCUCUCAAUCUAACACUCGUCCUGUUACCUGGGGCGUCUAGAAGGGGGCUCGACGUCCACAUUUCUUUGGCAAAAUAUCUGUCAAAACUCCAAACCUGAUGUUUUAGUUGUGCGGCGUGGGGGGAAAAAUGAUUUGUGGGUAAAUUCCUGUUCUCCCCCAAAUACGACCCUGAUUCCAAAAUCUCUAUAUUCUAACUUAUCUUUGGCCAUCUGACUAGACAAAUAAUUUAGCUUCAGUACUGCUAUUUAAAUUAUUUAUGUGAAUGUUAUUUUGAUCAUUUGUUUGUGUGUUUAUUGCUAAUGUUGAAUCCAGGUAGGACUCGUAGGCUGGUUUUCUUCCCACACAAUAGUUUACAUGCGACAUCCGGUCGACGCGUCUCUGUCCGAAGGCGAAGAGGUUUGGAUCCCGCGGGACGCUUCAGAGCGGCGGCCUUGAAAGCACAGACGUUUCUCCGUGGAUAAAUACCAGAGGUGUCAAGUAACGAAGUACAAAUGCUUCGUUGCCUUACUUAAGUAGAAAAUUGGGGUAUCUAUACUUUACUGGAGUAUUUAUUUUUCAGACGACUUUUACUUCUUCUCGUUACAUUUUUUACGCAAAUAUCAGUACUUUCUACUCCUUACAUUUUAAAAAUAGCGUCAUUACUUCCGUUUCAUUUUGGCUUGCUUUCAUUCCGGCUUUCGUCGUCGCUCAAAAACACACAAAAAAACCCCUGUCCAGAUAAAUUGCGCCAUCCGGAUAGAAAUAUUGUGAUUGUGGUUGGAUGAGAAGUAUAAACAUUUACCAUUCAGACACCCUAUUGGUGUUCUCCGUAUGCACCUGCAGAUCAGAGUGACGGCAGGUGUGAAAAGUGGUCGGUGGUAGUCAGAACGGCGGGUUCCGGGUUCCCCCGGUGGUCGGUGGUAGGAUCCUUUUUCAUCUUAGUUGGGUAUUUAGUGACAUGGACCCGCCUCCUUCUCCUCAUGCAGAUUCCAUGUAAUGUUAAAUGAGUGUCUUCAUGACCAGGGGUUUGCCGUAAAUGUUUUUUUCUAACUUUAUUGAGAAUUUGAGACAACACAGCGAAGCAGCGCAGCUUGUACUGGUUUUUGAAACCAGUACUUUUAUACUUAAGUCAUACGCUUGAGUUGAUACUUCUACAGAAGUCUUUUUAAACCCUUGUAUCUAUACUUCUACUUGAGUAAUGAAUGUGAAGACUUUUGACACCUCUGAUAAUUACGGACGGAGGCGGGGACUCGAGGUGUCCCGCCUCGUCCUAAGGACUGGUCUCCAGGAACAAAUUAACGAGGUAGUGAUGAAACGGCUUAAUGUUCAUCUAUCAUUUUCCAAACUCACUGAUAACUGCUUUUACGGGGUUGUAUACUUAUAUUUAUCUGAUUUGCAUUACUCUUCAAAUAAGCGGUAACCCAAAGGGCUACUGUGACUUUUUCAACGCGUGUGUGAUUUAUUUUUAAAAGAAGCGUGUUUGAAAGAAGGGUUUGAAGCAAAGGGUCCAGAUGAGGUUUCGUUGGCGUGGAGGAGAGCAGGUGGCGAUGGUUGUUAGUGACUAACAGCUAACAGGAACGCGUCCUUCUUUAUUAGUUAGCUCAGGUGUUCAGAGAGGAGGCGAGUCUUAAAUCAGAGUGUAGCUGUGUUCGAUGCGUUUGGUUGCGUAGGUUGAUGAUAGUUUUUGUGCAGGUUUAGAUGAGUGUGUUGAAGACACAGCGUGCUUUUAGGAGUUUUUUGUUGUACUUUUAGGGGUCAAAGCAGGAGAAGUUCACCAUAUGCCUGUAAUCUUACUACCCCCCUCCGGCGUGUUCUAAAUUAUGUACGUUAACAUGUGUGUUUGGGUUUUCAUUGUUGGAGCGUCAGGGCUUGAUGUGUGUGCGUUGUUUGUUGAAUUUCCUAUUUAUAUUUUUUUAAAAGCGUUUGUGGUUCAUAGAAAAGAAUUGUACAGAAUUUUGCAUUCAUUUUGUGGGAGGGAGUGACUCGCACCGAUGCGUUUCUGUGGGGAAUCCAAACAAAUCAUGAAUUGAUAAAUGUGUCCUUCAGUGGCGAAAAUAACUGUCCUGUAAAUACCAGUAGCACCUUUUUUUUAAUGUUUUGCCAUGUUUGUUUGUUUUCUUUCCUUAGAGAACGUACUCCUACUUCGUUGCACGUGCAACCUUUUCAUUGGCCAAUGAUUCAUACAAAUAAUCAGGAAUAUAUUUAGUCGUUUUGACCGGUCCGACCUACGUGAAACAUGAUAAUUUCAGACUGUCUCUGGUCGGUUUAAUGACAGACAUCUCCCCGUGUCGCUGAUCUGAGGUUGUACGUGUGUUGUCGUGUCAUCUUUUUGUGCGUCAAACUGUCGUGAGAAUGUGGGAACAACUUAUUGCUCCAUUUCUCUUGCUCCCUUUCCCAUUCGCUGGUCAGAUCCAGUGCAUAAUAAGAGAAGAAAUGUUCACCCGGCAGGUGAUAUGAGCCUCUAAACUGUCAGUUUGUGACCCUCGGAUCGUAUCAUAUUUGUGCUCUCUCUCUCUGCGUUUAACUUAAUCGAGGUUGAACGGAAGCAGUUCUGUUCUAUUUCUCUGCAGCACUUAUGCGUCGCCGUGAAACUUAAAUUAUUAAUGAAAACUCAAAUCGGGAUUUUGUUUGUGCGCAGAAGUGGUGAAAGAAUGCACUGUUUUGUUUGUGUGUGUGUGUGUGUGUGUGUGCGUGCAUGUGUGCGUACGGACGCUGUGGAAAUAAAAUUUCAGAAAAACCCCUAAAAACUGGGAAUCGGGCUGCUUAGAGUUCCUCAUUAAAUAUAUACGCCAUUUGAUCUUUGUGUGUUUUCCCACUUAACUGCUUCAGUGGGCCCCUUUUGUUUCAGAUGCAGUCUUUUCAAACUAGAGAAAUGUCUUUAGACAACAAAUGAUCUAAAAGUAACAAAUAAAUCACCGUUGGCUUCUGGUUUCACUCGCGACACAAACAGGUGUCUCCCUCUGCAGUCUUUGCGUACUUCCUGGUUGAUGGUUGAAGGGGUUACAUGCGUCCAUAACUGACCUUCUUUAUGUGUCACUGCUGGAUGCAAAAAAGUAAGUGCAAUCAAUUCUUGAGUGUUUCAGUCGCUGUUCCAAGUGCUUUUAAGGGAAAUUAGGUUCUCCUGCAAUUUAAAAAUCAAAGUUAUUUUGUGGUUUAUUUUGGAGAUUUUAUAUGACUACAUAUUGGGUAAAAAAAUGUUUUUACUUAAUUAAUUGUCCCUGAUAUGCCCUUUUUGUAUAACAAUUUUUUGGAAUAAAAAUUAAAAAUGAA
Gasterosteus aculeatus aculeatus (three-spined stickleback) is the source of this 5974-nucleotide messenger RNA. It is a transcript of the gene e2f1, whose product is annotated as E2F transcription factor 1. The record is from RefSeq and is a predicted model, not a curated record. Gene Ontology annotation, cellular component: Rb-E2F complex. Gene Ontology annotation, molecular function: DNA-binding transcription factor activity, RNA polymerase II-specific; RNA polymerase II cis-regulatory region sequence-specific DNA binding; protein dimerization activity. Gene Ontology annotation, biological process: regulation of transcription by RNA polymerase II. NCBI's taxonomy places the organism in Eukaryota, Metazoa, Chordata, Actinopteri, Perciformes, Gasterosteidae.